Molecule: messenger RNA, 3410 nt
Organism: Oncorhynchus keta (chum salmon)
Lineage: Eukaryota; Metazoa; Chordata; Actinopteri; Salmoniformes; Salmonidae
Gene: pias2
Product: protein inhibitor of activated STAT, 2
Exons: 13
Coding region: 490-2007 (505 amino acids)
Biological process (GO): protein sumoylation; regulation of transcription by RNA polymerase II
Molecular function (GO): transcription coregulator activity; zinc ion binding; SUMO ligase activity
Source: RefSeq, a predicted model, not a curated record
GAGGGUUGAGGGGAUUACCUUUAGUUUUCUUAAUUUAAUCCCCCCCAGGUUCCAGCUGGUGGAGGUAAUGUAACCAUUAACAUUGGCUGCCAGCCGCCGUUAAACACCAUAGAAGAAGAAACCCCCCCGGUCACGUGACGUGGAGGUCUCCGGUCCGACGGAAGAGAAAGUGGCGGAUUUUAAGGCGCUACGGAGCAUGGUAUCCAGUUUCGGAGUGUCGUAGCUACAAGUGUUAAAAAACACAAGAGGUCGCUAGCACCCCCUAAAGAACGCCUUCUGCAGUCCAGCCCACUAUCAAGGAAUUGAAUCAACUGUGCCAUCCCAAGGCGGUAGACGGUAGUCUCCCUGACUUAGCGUCCAUCAAGUCAACGUUCUUCUAGGCAGAGGAAGGAGGUGUUCUGACCUCAGUGACCCUGGACCUGGUCUGAUUCACUGGUCUUGUCUGGUGAUUCGCUGGUGCUUGACGAGGAGACCAAUAAGGAGUUGAGGAUGAACCUCCAGCAGCCCGCCCCUCUCAUCCCUCCGGUCCACCCAGACAUCCAGAUGAAGUCUCUCCCGUUCUACGACGUGUUGGAUAUCCUCGUCAAACCCUCCAGCUUGGGUCAGUGUGUCUCUGGUACCAGUGGUGUUCAGAGAUACAACCAAGAUAAGUACUUCAUCUUCGCCUUGACGCCUCAACAAGUCAGGGAGGUGUGCAUCUCCAGGGACUUUUUACCAGGCGGCAGAAGAGACUAUAUGGUUCAGAUACAACUGAGGUUCUGUCUUUCAGAAACCAGUUGUCCCCAGGAAGACAACUACCCAAACAGUCUCUGCAUUAAAGUCAAUGGGAAGCUGUUCCCCCUUCCGGGUUAUGCCCCUCCCCCUAAAAAUGGAGUGGAACAGAAGAGACCAGGGAGACCUCUAAACAUCACCUCAUUGGUCAGAUUGUCCUCUGCAGUACCCAAUCAGAUCUCUAUAACGUGGGCACCUGAAAUCGGAAAGACGUACUCUGUGUUGGUGUACCUGGUGAGACAGCUCACCUCACCUCUACUGCUGCAGAGGCUCAGGAUGAAGGGAAUCAGAAAUCCAGACCACUCCAGAGCGCUGAUAAAAGAGAAGCUGACAGCAGACCCUGACAGUGAGAUUGCUACAACCAGUCUGAGAGUAUCUCUCAUGUGCCCUCUGGGUAAGAUGCGUCUGACAGUGCCGUGUCGAGCUCUCACCUGUUCCCACCUGCAGUGUUUCGACGCAGCCCUCUACCUGCAGAUGAAUGAAAAGAAGCCCACUUGGGUCUGUCCUGUCUGUGACAAGAAGGCCCCCUACGAGAGCCUGAUCAUUGACGGGUUGUUCAUGGAGAUUCUGAACGACUGUUCCGAUGUGGAUGAGAUCAAGUUCCAGGAGGAUGGGACCUGGUGCCCCAUGAGACCAAGGAAAGAGGCCCUCAGUGUGUCCUCAACCUGUAUCCCAAAAAUAGAACCACGUCAGUGUCCGGUGGUCCCUCCCCACAGAGAGCCCAGCUCGACCAAUAAGAAGGCAGACGUGAUCGACCUGACCCUAGAGAGCUCGUCAGAGGACGAGGAGGAGGAGGAGGAGGACCCUGACCCGCCACUCAAGAAGCGAUGCCUCUACAUGUCCAAGACCGAGGAGGUGCACGCCAAGGGAGUGUUGUCCUAUCAGCCGUCGCCGGUGUGCCUGCCAAACGCCCUGGACACAUCAUCCUACCUGACGAACUCACUCGCUGACUAUACAGUCCCCUUCCACCACUCCACCCUGUCCACAGUCCCUACGGACAUGCAGGGUCUGGAUCUGUUCUCGUUGAUUCAAGGUGACCCGCAGCAUUACAGAGCUCCCAUGUUCCUGGAUAACCUGACCAGCAGCCUGCAGGGUGCCACCACUAGCGCCGGCCUGGUGUCCUCUUCUGGCCAAUACGACACCAGUUCCCACCUCUUCUCCACCUCUUCUUACCAAACUGGGGUUAUUACCGGGGUAGGGUCCAACAGCAUCUCAGACAUCAUCUCAUUGGACUAAUUCUCUGGUCCCUGUGAGCUCAUUGGACUGAUUUGUCUUGUCACUCACAGGAGCCUUCUAUCAGAAGCCUUCAAUUGGCUGUGUCCUGAAAUGGAAUCCUAAUCCCUAUAUAGUGCACUACUUUUGGCCGUACAGCAGAAAGUAGUGCACUAUAUAUUUAAUAAAGUCUGCAUCAGAAAUGGCACCAUGUCCAUAGGCCUUCACCACUGGGACAGUAAAGAUACAUUCCUUUCGCCAGACCCCUGCUUUUGUAGGUCAGAGUUGAUGAAAGGAUAAGAAAGUUAAGAGGCCUCACACCUAGACUCCACGUUGACCUGAGGUGGCCGCCUCACCCGCACACUCCACGUUGAUCUGAUGUAAUGAGGAACAGAAGAUUGCCUCUUCUAUUGGAUGAACUGACAUGGAAGUGGAACUAAGGUCGACGGUGUGGAUUUGUUUGAAACUGUUGUGUGUCAGUACCUAGGAGGAGUCAUCCCAAGGAUGUUCAAGGAGCAACACUUAUGUAAAACCCCAUUGUACGGUACAUUUGGAGUAUUCAUACCCCAUUGAUUAAAUAUUAUGUUACAGCCUAAAUUCAGAAUGGAUUCAAUUGAUGUCCCCCCCCCCCAUCUACACACAAUACCCCAUUAAUGUCAGUGAAAACCUAUUUUUAAAUGAUUGAAAAUACAAAAAUAAAUCAUUUUCAUAAGUAUUUUUACCCCUGAGUCAAUACAUGUUAGAAUUAGUCUUUCUGGUUAAGUCUCUAAGCUUUUCUGGAUUGUACAUUAUUUGCACAUUUGUUUUUUUAAACAUUUUUUUUUUUCACACUCUGUCAAGUUGGUUGUUGAUCAUUGUUUGACAGACAUUUUCAAGUCUUGCCAUAGUUUUGACAAAUCUGCUUGAAAAUCUAACUUGGCCACUCAGGAACAUUCACUGUCUUGGUAAGCAACUCCAGUGUAUAUUUGGCCUUGCGUUUUUUGUUAUUGUCCUGCUAAAAGGUGAAUUAGUCUCUGUUGGGAAGCAGACUGAACCAGGUUCUCUAGGAUUUUGCCUGUGUCUAGCUCUCUUCCGUUUUUUUUUUUUUUUUUUUUUUAAUCUCCCUUGCAGUUGACAAGCAUACCCAUAACAUGAUUCAGCCCCCACCAUGCUUGAACAUAUGAAGAGUGGUACGGAGUAAUGUGAGGUGUUAGAUUCACCCCAAACGUAACACUUUGUAUUCAGGACUUUUAUUUCUUUCCCAGUUUUUUUUUUUUCCCAGUAUUACUUUAGUGCCUCUUAUUGCAAACAUGAUGCAUGUUUUUGGGAAUAUUUUAAUUCUGUACAGACUUCCUCCUUUUCACUGUCAUUUACGUUAAUAUUGUGGAGGAACUACAAUGUUGAUCCAUUCUCCUACCACAGUCAUUAAACUCAACUGUUUUAAAGUC